Messenger RNA from Oryza sativa Japonica Group (Japanese rice), 1874 nucleotides. Its product is annotated as flavin-containing monooxygenase FMO GS-OX-like 9. NCBI's taxonomy places the organism in Eukaryota, Viridiplantae, Streptophyta, Magnoliopsida, Poales, Poaceae. The record is from RefSeq and is a predicted model, not a curated record. Gene Ontology annotation, molecular function: N,N-dimethylaniline monooxygenase activity; flavin adenine dinucleotide binding; NADP binding.
GGUCCCCCACACGACAGUUCCACACAUAUCGCACGCUUCCCCUUCCCUCCGUCCCUUGAGCCAUGGCGCGCGUUUAGGCUUUGCAAAGAGCCAAAGCCGCGCAAAAAGCCUACACAGCUCAUCCAUGCAGCUGUGACGCUGACGCAGAUCAACCAACCACUACUACCGCCCGCAAGCUCACGCAGCUCCAGCACUGGCCUCGUGUUCGAUCGAUGGACAUGGCGGCCUGCGUCGACGACGUCGGCAAGCCGCGGGCGUCGAGGAAGGUGUGCGUGAUCGGCGCCGGGAUGGCCGGGCUGGCGGCGGCGCGGGAGCUGCGGCGGGAGGGGCACGCCGUGACGGUGCUGGAGCAGGCCGGCGACGUGGGCGGGCAGUGGCUGUACGACGACCCGCGGGCCGACGACGACGACGAAGACCCGCUCGCCGCCGCCGCCGCCGCCGCGAAGCCGGUGAGGGUGCACAGCAGCAUGUACGCCUCGCUCCGGCUGCUCGGCCCCCGCGAGGUCAUGGGAUUCUCCGACUUCCAGUUCGUGCCGGCCAGGAAGAGCCGCUGCGGCGGCGGCGACAACCCCGGCGGCCGCGACCCGCGCCGCUUCCCGGGGCACCGCGAGGUGUACCUCUACCUCAGGGACUUUUACCGCGCGGCGGGGCUCACCGACUCCGUCAGGUUUAACACCAGGGUGGUGCGCGUCGCCGUGGCGCCGCCGCCAUGCCGAGGUGGCCCCGGCGACGCGCUGAGAUGGGUGGUGAGAUCCAUGGACGCCGGCCUCUGGAAGCGAUGCACCGAUGACCAGAUGGCGGAGGCGCACUGCGUCGAGGAGGUGUUCGACGCCGUCGUCGUGGCCACCGGCCACUACUCGCAACCAAAGCUGCCUAGCAUCCAAGGAAUGGGGGAUUGGAAACGGAGGCAGAUGCACAGCCACUGGUACCGGGUCCCGGACUCCUUCCGCGACGAGGUGGUGGUGCUGGUGGGCUGCGGCGACAGCGGCAUGGACAUCGCGCUGGACCUCCUCGCCGUCGCGAGGGAGGUGCACCUCUCCGCCAAGUCUGUGGAGGCGGCCGCGACGCCGGCGAUGUCCAAGAUGCUGGCGAGGCACGCCAACCUCCACCUGCACCCGCAGAUCGAGCGCCUGUGCGACGACGGCCGCGUGGUGUUCGCCGACGGCGGCGGGGGCGUCGUCGCCGCCGACACCGUCAUGUACUGCACCGGGUACCGCUACUCGUUCCCGUUCCUGGACACCGAGGGGAAGGUCGCCGUCGACGACGACGACAACCGCAUCGGGCCUCUGUUCGAGCACACGUUCCCGCCGUCGCUCGCGCCGUCGCUGUCGUUCGUCGGCAUCCCGAGGAAGGUGAUGGUGCCGUGGUUCUUCGAGGCGCAGGGGAGGUGGAUCGCCGGCGUGCUGUCCGGCCGGCGGGCGCUGCCGUCCGAGGAGGAGAUGACGCGGUCCGUGGAGGAGUUCUACCGCGCCAGGGAGCUCGCCGGCGUGCCCAAGGCGCACACCCACGACGUCGAGCCUCACAAAAUGUAUGAGCUUGGGGAGAAGUACUGCGAUUUCCCGCGCACGGAGGAGUGGAAGAGGGAGCUGAUGGCGAUCAUCAGCCGGAACACGAGCGACGACAUGGAGACGUUCCGCGACCGCGACGACGACAGCGACAACGUCCGCAGGUGCCUGCAGGAGUGGUACGCCCUGGCUGAGCACCAGGCUCAAGACGAAGAAGACCCAGCUGCCGCUGCUGCACAAGCACCCGUGCACAGCUCGCUCUGAAGCCUGUACAGCUGUGUGUUCUGUGCUCUGCACAAUCAUAAUUUUCUUCUACAGAGCAUGAAAAUUUCUGAAAUAAAACAGAGCAUGCAGAAAUUUCGAAAUUUC